AUGCUAGGCGCUAUUCCUUCGCAAAGGAAGAACAACACUGGAAGUAUAAGACGAAGAUGGUUUGUAACCCAAGCUGAGCAAGAGCAAGUAGAAUGUAGCGCGUACCGGCGUAUAACACGUGAACAACAUCAACAUCCUGCCUGCCCUUCUGAGGUUGUUCUGAGGAUGUUCCCUUUCCAGAGUCAAACUGGAAAAGGGCUCCUGGGCGUAAAGAAAGUUCUGUACGGGGGCUGA
Molecule: messenger RNA, 234 nt
Organism: Necator americanus (New World hookworm)
Lineage: Eukaryota; Metazoa; Nematoda; Chromadorea; Rhabditida; Ancylostomatidae
Exons: 4
Coding region: 1-234 (77 amino acids)
Source: RefSeq, a predicted model, not a curated record